AUGACGAAUGGUACUAAUAGCGAGUCCGGAAAUGCGCAGCAAGUCGACUUUAGAGACCCGGCUGUCUAUGCUGAGUAUGAGACGAAGUGGUCUUCUAUUCCGGAAGACGAAGCAGGCUGGCUCCAGCGUGCUCAAGAUGUAGCCGAUGUUCUCGCCGUUGAUGCCGUCGUGCGAGAUCAAGAGAACAAGUCUCCACGUGCGGAAGUUGCACUACUGAAGCACUCUGGAUUACUGAAGCUCCUUGGUCCGAAGCAGUAUGGUGGCGGUGGUCAGCCUUGGAGCGUGGGCUACAAGGCGAUUCGGAAGGUCGCCGAAGCAGACGGGUCAAUCGGCAUGCUCCUCGGCUACCACCUCCUCUGGUCAACCACAGCAAACAUCGUUGGCUCACCCGAACAAGCCGAUCGCUUCCAGAAGCUCAUAAUCUCGAACAACUACUUCAUCGGCGGCGCGGUUAAUCCCCGCGACAGCGACCUAUCCAUCAAGUCCGACGGCGACGGCCUCGUUUUCAACGGCUUCAAGUUCUUCAACACAGGCGGUGUUGUGUCUGAUCUUACGGUUCUCGAGGGCGUAUACGAAGGCACCGGGAAUCACAUCUUCGCCUUUGCCAAGACGGAUCAACCCGGUAUCCAAUUUGGACAUGAUUGGAAUAAUAUUGGUUUGCGCUUGACGGAGUCGGGCAGUGUGAAGAUCUCCGAUGUGCGCGUACCUUGGGCGGAUGCACUGGGUUGGAACAUCGAGAAGAAAGAACCAGAUCCCCGUGCGCUGCAGAUACCGUUUGCGACGCUGCUUCUGCCAACCAUCCAGCUUGUCUUCAGUAACUUUUACCUCGGUAUCGCGCUAGGUGCACAACAGUAUGCAGCGAGGUACACAUUGAAGGGAACUCGAGCAUGGCCAUUCGGUGGCGAUAACAAGGAGAAAGCCACAGACGAAUUCUACAUCCUCGAACGCUACGGCAACUUCCAUGCCCACCUCCGCGCCGCAUCCGCCCUGGCAGACCGCGCAGGCCAGGAAGUCGAUGCCGUCCUCAAUGAAUAUGCAGGCGAUCUGGAUACCCGAGGGAAGCUGACUGCGCGUGAGCGAGGGGAGCUGGCGGAAUGGGUUGCGAGCGUCAAGGUCGUUACAACAGAUACCAGCCUGCGGGUCACUUCCGGUGUGUUUGAGGUCACAGGCGCGAAAGCGACGAGUGCGAAAGUAGGCUUGGAUCGGUUUUGGAGAGAUGUUAGGACGCAUACGCUGCAUGAUCCUGUCGCGUAUAAGAAUCGCGAGCUGGGGAGGUUUGAGUUGUUGGAUGAGAUCCCGGAGGCUACUUGGUAUACUUGA
This is a messenger RNA of Alternaria incomplexa, 1320 nucleotides long. RefSeq lists its product as uncharacterized. The record is from RefSeq and is a predicted model, not a curated record. Gene Ontology annotation, biological process: L-leucine catabolic process. Gene Ontology annotation, molecular function: flavin adenine dinucleotide binding; 3-methylbutanoyl-CoA dehydrogenase activity. NCBI's taxonomy places the organism in Eukaryota, Fungi, Ascomycota, Dothideomycetes, Pleosporales, Pleosporaceae. The coding region runs from base 1 to 1320 and encodes 439 amino acids. The transcript has 3 exons.